Molecule: messenger RNA, 693 nt
Organism: Xyrauchen texanus (razorback sucker)
Lineage: Eukaryota; Metazoa; Chordata; Actinopteri; Cypriniformes; Catostomidae
Exons: 2
Coding region: 1-693 (230 amino acids)
Source: RefSeq, a predicted model, not a curated record
AUGAUCUGGCUUGAGGCAUACAAAACGAACAACGACCCACGAGUAAUUGCAGGUUAUUUUGUACUUGCUGUUGCUGAGAAUAACGGAUUUCCACAAAGAAUUCGCAUUGACCAUGGAACUGAAAAUACUCAUAUAGCAGAGAUGCAAAAAUUCUUCAGAGACACUGCAAGUGCUGAUUGUGUCACUCUUGGUCCAAGCACUGGGAACCAGAGAAUCGAACGAUGGUGGUCCACUUUGAGAAGCCAGUGCAUACAGUUUUGGAUGGAUCAUUUUGAACAACUAAAAGAAGAUGGACACUUUGUUGACAGUUUCAUUGAUAAAUCUCUCAUCCAGUUUUGCUUUCAACAUUUUAUACAGGAAGAGCUUGAUGAAACGGUCAGUGCCUGGAAUUGCCACAGGAUACGGCCAACUCACAACCCUCGUGCUCCCAGUGGUCGACCUUCAAUAAUGUUUGCUGUUCCCAGCUUAUAUGGAGUGCAGAAUUUCUUGCAUCCAAUUGAACAAACAAAACUGAAUAUUUGCCAAGAGGAGUGUUUAUUUAAAGACUACCCUUGUGAUGAGGAUGUCUUUCAACUGUGUGUAGAACUCAUGACUGAGCAUAACCUUGUCAUGUCAGAUGAUGUUUAUGAAAUUACAGACCUUUACCUCCAGCUUCGUGAAUUGAUCCUUCAAGGACUGGACAUUGAGGACUAG